Pichia kudriavzevii is the source of this 1545-nucleotide messenger RNA. RefSeq lists its product as uncharacterized. Gene Ontology annotation, cellular component: cytosol; nucleus. The transcript has a single exon. NCBI's taxonomy places the organism in Eukaryota, Fungi, Ascomycota, Pichiomycetes, Pichiales, Pichiaceae. Gene Ontology annotation, molecular function: mRNA binding; RNA 7-methylguanosine cap binding. The record is from RefSeq and is a predicted model, not a curated record. The coding region runs from base 1 to 1545 and encodes 514 amino acids.
AUGGACAACCACAGUGAAAUGGCAACGGCAACUGCCGUGGAAGUUGCCCACGAGGGCGUUGUGGCGCCUCCACACGAGCAAGGUAUCGAGCAAACAGCCGAAGCAUUGAACCAAGAAUUAUCACAAGAUGCACAAGAUGUACAGGAAGAGCAAGGACAAGACUUGUCUACAGUGGUGGUUCCCAAUUCACUCCAUCUCUCUGGGGUGGACGACUUGAGUACCGAGCAGAUCAAAGAAUACAUAGAUUUGCACAUCAGGCCAGGCUAUAGUUUCACGAACCGAUCCAAGUAUGCGUAUUUAGAGUACAGGAUCAAUUGGAUCAACGACCAUGAGGUGAAUAUAGUGUUUGACCAUAACGAGAACACCGAGAGACGUAGGGGGAGAAUAAGUGAGAUUGAACGCAGACGAAACCAGAGAAAUACAAGGAGAGGCGACACUGGUGACAGAGGUGCCGAUUUGAUGGAUAUCAUCAACGGUGUGGAUUCAAAUGGGCAGGGUGAAUCAGACGAGCCUUCAAUUCCGCCACAUCUCCAGGAGAAAGAGACAGAAGCUGCCAUGGAUGUGGAAAUGGGCGCAUCUGCCAACGAAAUGUUUGCUGGAAUAAACAACGAAGAAAUCAGAGGUGCCUCUGAUGCCAUUCUGUUACUGACGGAUUAUACGAACAUUCGUAGAGAACAUCCUCAAUUUGCUGCAUUGACAAUGGAGGAACAAUUCACGACUGUCGAUGAGGCACCCAAGUUGCAAAAUAGAAAAUGCUGGAAUCUCGUAUUGGACAACAAUGGCAAGGUGAUCAAAACCGAAGAAGCCACUAAAUUAUACAAUUAUUUUGAGCUUAUUGCAUUACAGGACCUAGAAGAAGGCCAAGAGAUGAGCGAGGAGGCACGUUCUGCACAUGAGAUUGUUGAUUCGUCGACAGAUACCCAAUCGUUCCCAGAGGAGUAUCGGGUGAUUCAUUUGGAAGUCAGAUACAGCACUCCCCUAGACAAGAAGGUCAAAAAUUCCAGGCAAUACUCGAGGUACUAUUUGCUGCAUGGCGAGCCCGAUGAGAUACAUCGUCAGCCGGAAGCACGGGAGGAUUUCAGUGGCCGAAACCGGAGAGUCCACGAGCCGGACUUGAUUACUGGAGAGAAGCCCGAGACGCAAGGUUUAUUGGGGUACAGUGGAGACAGACGGGAGGAAGAUGUGAGAGAUAUCAGAGAGGACUUUGAAGAUUACGACAGUGAGUAUACUGACAAAUGGAACAGCAAUCUCUACUACCAACAGCACUCUAACUACAAAGACCAGUACAGAGAUAGUUACGGGCCUGAGGACAGAGACAGGGCAAGGCAUAGAGGUAGAGGUAGAGGUAGAGGGAGAGGAAGAGGAAGAGGUGGAGAUGGGUACAGAGAUGGGUAUAUGGCUGCUGGAAGAGGAAGAGGAAGAGGAAGAGGUAGAGACAGAUACGGUGGUGUUCAAAAGUCGACGCACGCGUCAAGAAACAACCACCGUAAUAUGAACGGGAACAUGGAGGACUUGUUCCCGGACUUUGUACCGAAACACCAGUAG